AUGCCGUGGUACUUCCCUUGGCCUGAUUACAUAAAGAAAAAGGCAUGCAGGUAUUUACUUCAGCGAUAUGUCGGCAAUUUCUUGGAGGAGAAAUUGACUCUCGAUCAGCUGAGUGUGGAUAUUUACAGUGGCACUGGAACAGUGAAAGACGUAAAGCUUGAUGUCUGGGCACUGAAUGAGCUAUUGGAGAGUUGUGGAGCACCGGUAGAGAUACGAGAUGGAAGCGUUGGGAGCAUCUCUGUUGAGAUACCCUGGUCGUCCUUGCUCACGUCUAGUAGCAAGGUGGAGAUUAAAGGAUUACAGCUUACCAUACAACCAAAGUAUAGGACUGAAGAUGGCUCGCCAGAAGGAAAUGGGAGUAUCAGUGACUCCAUGUGGAGCAGUCUGACCAGCAGUAUCAUGCUUGCCCAGGAGUGUCUCAAGCAGGAUCCCACAGAGGGAGAACAGGAGGCAGGGAGCAGCCAACCCUUCGAAGGGCCAGAGCUCCUGGCACAGACUAUCGAGUCAGUUUUGAUGCGAGUGGAAGUGACCUUGAUUGAGACUGUUGUCCGAUUAGAACAUGUUCCACAGGGAUCAAGCACAGGGAUAGCUCUAGAAGUCCAUAUUGAGAGGUUACGUUUCUUUGACGAGGAUGCUCAGGAAGCCGUUCAUCGGGACCAGGGGAGCAGUGUGGACCCUUCCAGCCCGCCGCGCUUUGAACCGGCAGCCUUCGUGCACAAGAACCUACAGAUGAUGGGGGUGACGGUCAGGUGCGAGGAGUUCCCGGAGCAGCAACGCCAGCCUGUUUGGGUCGUCUCCCCGACCAGUUCUCCUCCAUCCUCGUCAGACCUCCUGAAAGAUGCUUUGUCGAAGGGUCUGAACACCAGCGGAGGGAUGGAGCAGAGUACAUUCCUGCAUGCCGCCUCCUCCCCUGAAAUGCCUCCCCAACACCCUCGUGAGAUGAAUGGGGUCAAAGGUCUUGGGUCAUCUGCCUUCACAGCUGACCUUCUCGGGUCAUGCCUGGUCGGAGAGUGUGCUGGUAAACAAGAACUCAAGGUCAAGAUCAAACAGAAUGAUCACAUAGCUGGACCAAAGGCCGACCUGGAUGUCUACCUUGCUUCGGUGAAUUUCUUCCUUUCUCCUAAACAAGUGCAUCUAUUGACGGAACUCUUCAGUGGAUUCCUGUCUCCUGCAACUUCGGAUGUAGCUACUGUACGGGGGCACCAGCCUAACAAAAUUAUGCGACCCGAGGAUUACCAACGGAUAGAGACUGAUAUACAGGAGCAUCAUCAGGUAGAUCAGACAAUGAAGAAAGGAUCAUGGAGUCUCCAUGGUGAUGAUGAUCUUGAUGACGAUUGUGAUGAUGAUCUUCAACCUUCCUUUCAACACUCAUUGGAUGAUGAUGAUGUAUUCUUCUCCAUGACAAGUAGUAUGAUGUCACUGUCGACCUUUGUCCAUUCCAAUGACAUGGAAUCAUCUCUGUCCAGUUCUAUCAGUUCGUGUUCUACUGAUACAAGUCACACAGCUAGCAGUGUUACUCACAUGAGUUAUGGAAGCACCCUGUAUCGAGCACCAGGAGCCUCCCCUAUGGCAACUGCUAUGCCAAGGUCUACUGGACACAAGAAACACAGGCACAAAAAAGGUUACACCGACCACCUGGACGAUGCAGCCGAGAUGACACGCUACAAGAUCCGAUUCAGCAGCAUCACGGCAACGAUCCUCCAUGAAGACCCGUCUCCUCCCCCCGUCAUUCCUGCAUCCACCGUCCCUUCCUCCUCCUCCUCAUCCUCCCUUCCGUCCCCUGCAUCGUCCCAGACCAGGGUUGGCGGCGGGAUGACCAGAGAGGAGGUGUUGUCCCAGAGGGCGGGCUACUUCUUUGCUGCUCUGGGCAAGGGCGGUUUCCGACGCAAGGACCAGGACGAUUGGGCGGAGAGGUUCGAGACGGCCUGCCCCCAUGAUCAUCUCAGGCUUAUAGCAGCUCCCUUUACCCUUGAGUGCAAAUGCAAGAGCAAUAGCCACUGGAAUUUGACCUCGGUCGAGCUGUCUGUUGGGAGCGUUGACCUCCAAGAGUGUCUGUUCAGCAGGCAGAAUCAGACCAAUAGUCUACCUAAUAGGACACCUCAGCCAGCUGAACACAUACAGAUCUUAUCAUUGAGUGGGGAGAGUGGAAAUGAAAGCAGCUAUAUUACCAAACCUAGUAUCAGGACCAAGUUAAAACAUGCUCAGAAGAUCAGAAAUCAGACCAGCAAGAGAAGACAUAUAGUGAAGCCGACUCUUGACGUCAGCAUAGAACUGGGCGUGGUGCAAUGUGAAGUGGAUAUCUCUCUCGUCGAUCGUCUUUACACCUUGCUCCAUCCCCAGCCUUCCUAUGGCAUGGAUUCAUCUGGUCAAAGAAUGUAUCACUCUAUGCAAGCGAAUACUAGUCUGAAUAAACAAGCGUUUUUCAGACAAGCAUUAGAUGAUUCACCAAGUGGGUCUGACCUGCAGACUAAUAUUAGUGUGACCUGUUUGUCUACUGUCAUAGCACUGAGGUUUCCCAUUCCUGAUCUUAGAGGAUUAAGUGAGGUGGCUUGGUGGAGGAGAUCGUUGCGUGAUGAGAUACUCCUCGUACAAAUCACGGAAGGAGAGUUUAAUUGCGCUAUCAGAGAUAACAAGACCCAACAGAAGUUUCUUGUCAAAGCUAGGGAAAUCAAAUCCUCUGUGAAGUUAAAGCCAGAUGAAGCACCAAUCCCCUUUGUGAAAGUGAGUGAAGGCCGGCCAGAUAAUUCAUGCAACUCAGACAAGACCUUCAACUGGCCAAGAUUACUGGUGGUUGUUAGCCCUGUCAUGCAGCCUUCCGUGUUGGAAGAGGACCAAGAGAUAAGCCCAGCUGGUCCUGAUCUAAACAUAUCAUGGGAUAAGAGUUACUUCCAGCAGCAAGAAACAGAACCAUCGCCUUUCAGUUCAAAGAAAGUCAUGUACGAGAGCGAGCAGAUGGUGAUGCCAGGGGACCAAGAAGAGAUGAGAGAUUUCAUGAAAAAGACGAUACCCAAAUCAAGACUAGUGUUUGAACUCAAUAUACCAAGGAUCAAUGUGUUAUUAGAGAGCAAAGACUUCUUAGAAAUACUCUAUAACAGGUUUGCCAAUGACAUGUUGCUAUGGCAGCCGACUGCUCCAACCCCAAGGGAUCCCAUAGAUAGUCGAUACUAUCAAGGGUCAGGUGGUUUGGAUCUAGCUACCCAGCUGGCUGGGAGUAGUGUAGCCGAGAGGUUCGGCAUGUGCAAGUCAGGUCUUCAGUUUGAUUCUGAGUCGGACGAAGAUGAGGAGCCGGACAGCCUUCAGUUCUAUUCUGUCUACGAUCACAACUCAUCGUCAAUGAAUUCAAAAUCCCAUCGGUCAAAGCACGGCGGUCAGAUAGCAGAAAGGACCAGUGGUCAACAUUACAUGUCCUUUACCCUGAAUAUGAACCAUGGUAAACUGACCAUGGGUAUGCCGAUCAAGAAUCCUGAUGGUACUGUUAGUGAGAAUGAACAUGGGGAAUGUCUUCUGGAGGUGGAAGAUGGUUGUUUGUUCGCUGUAACCGCUUAUAAAGGGAAUGACAAUGAGAGUUACCUCAGCCUUCAAGCAAACAGAGUAGCUCUUUACCAUGACGGUUGUGUAACUCACCCCUUCCGGGAGUCUCUGGACAGCACCAGACUGUCCCCUCCAGACCACAUGAAGUGCUGUCUCUAUCUCUCAGACGAUGGGGUCUCCACAAAGACUGGAGGGAGUGUAGGCAAAGGGGGGAACAGCCUGCAUAUGGUGUCCCUGGCCAUGAAGAACUCCUUUGAUCCUGUAGGUAAUGUGAAGACGUCAGAUUGUGCAAUAGCGGUGCGGGGGGCGACCCUUCGUCACUACAUGUGUCAGCCGGAGUACCAUUGGUGUACCCAGUUAGGAGAUUUCUUUGAUGUGAUAGAUGAACAGAUCAUGGGUUAUGAUAUGCCUGCUGUUGUCACCCAGCUUCAUGCCCACUUCUGGGGCUGCGGUCUGGAUUACAGGCCUUUGUACUUACCGUUGAAGUCUUUCAUCUUACUAGAGUCUUUAAGUAUAUCAAGUAACCUGGUUUAUGAAGCUAAGGAAUCAUUACUCAGAUUUCUCAUAGAUGAUGCUGCAUUGUAUAUAUCUGAAAAGUGCAAUGAGACCAAAGUGAAUCUGAAACGAGAUUAUGUGAGUGUUGUAGAUCUUGGUAUGUUAGAGCUUUCUCUCAGACUGAGCACCCAUGAAGGGAAGAAUCCCAAGACUGAGUUGAAGGUCAGUAACAAUGUGGUUCACAUCCGAACCUGUGCCGACUCCUGCAGUGCCCUCGCAAGACUGCUACUCUACCUGUCGUCUGACGGUGACGAAGGAUGUAGCCCAGAUCAUCAGGUGACGAGAGGAAGCAGUACAACGCAGCAAGUAGAGAGCCCUCCUGAGGAGUCAUCAUCUCCUAUACCAAAUAAAGGAGACAGUCCCGUCUCUCAUACCCACUCUGAUCAGAUGAAACAACUGAUGGAAGAAGCUAUGAGAGAACUCAAUGGCGAUUCACCGUCUCCUCAUAACUCACCUCAAAACAAAGAUCAUGUUGUACACAUUCCCUGCACCCUGAAGCAAGACAGCGGGGCGGAAAUGUUUCUGUUCCCCGACGAAGACAACGGCUUGGUGGACGAGGAGGUCAAAGAGGAGGAAGAUGACGACGUCGAAGUCCUGAUUGACAUCAGCCCUCCGGGGAGCAGUCCGGUGUCCGUGGGCAUGUCCUCUGGGAGCGGUGGUAGCUGGACCGAGCCAGACGGGUUCUACAACGACGAGGAGUUCUGUGUUCUGGAUGACCCUGGUAUGGGUGUCUUGAGACACAAUGGUGAACCAGAGGUGAAGGUCUUAGACAAUGGACCAAUCACCAUCAAGCAGGACCACUUUGCUCCUCCGAGGACAAGAGGGGACCAACUCAAUGCUCCGCUAGACUUCCCGGCUCCUACCAUGAGGUAUACUUUGCAAGAGAUGACCGUGGUCUGGCAUAUAUAUGGAGGUCAUGACCUAAGGUCAUUAGGGUCAACCAAUAAUAUCUUCAAACCAGAUCUUAAAAGUACCAGCCCAGCACAUAGUGGAGAGAAAAGGCCACAGGGAGGGAGUACUAGUAAUUCACCUUUUAAGAGACCAGGAGACAAGCCAACUUGCAACGUAGCUAACAUGAGAUGGCAGGAGAGAGGAGGGCCAGAGAGGGACCAUUCGAUUCUUAUGGAACUCCAAAUGAACAAAGUCCGCUUCCGUCAUGAAACCUAUCCGUCCGAUGCAAAGCAGUCUUCAAGACAGAUUCUUUUGAUCAACGACAUUGAGGUGCGGGAUCGUCUCGCUCAGUCUCAAAUUAACAAGUUCUUAUAUCUCUAUUCUUCAGAAGCCAGACCAAAGAGAACCCAUGCAAAUAUGGUGCUAGUAAAGGCUCUUCACAUCCGACCUGAUCCUCAUGUUGACACAGAAGAAUGUUGUCUGCGGAUCUCUCUUCAACCUCUCAGGUUUAAUAUCGAUCAGGAUGCAUUGUUUUUCUUGAGAGAUUUCUUCACAGAGGUAUCGUCUGAAGCUACUUAUGUUCCCAGUCCCGAUCACAAGCCUAGUAAAUCCCCAACAGACAAGAAGGCCCACAAGGUGAGGAUAGCUGAUGCCCCGCCCCAAAUCAUUCCAAAUCAACCCGUCCAAUCAGAUCAUCCCAUUAGUAACCAAGCAACCAGUGAGAAGAUCAAAGUAUUAAGUUCGCCUGCUCAGCCUGUCUUCUUCAAGUCUUUUGUAUUCUCUCCUGAUGUUCUCAUCAAGUUGGAUUAUGAAGGAAAACGUGUUGAUAUGGAUCAAGGUACAUUCCUAGGUCUUCUGGUUGGUUUAGGUCAACUUAACCAUUCUGAACUGACUCUGAAGAGACUACAUCAUAGACAUGGGUUGCUUGGUGUUGAUAGAUUAAUUUUGUUUGCAUUGAAUGAAUGGGUACAAGACAUCAAGAAAUCCCAGUUACCCAGAGUGUUAGGAGGUGUAGGGCCAAUGCAUUCAUUCGUUCAACUCUUCCAAGGCAUGUUUGACCUGGUAAGGUUACCUGUCGAGCAGUACAAGAGAGAUGGUCGCCUUGUGCGAGGUAUCCAGAGAGGCGCCAACUCAUUCGGUACAUCCACUGCCAUGGCUGUCGUAGAACUGACCAACCGGUUCGUCAAGCUCCUUCAGGUUGCUGCUGAGACAGCCUAUGAUGUAGUGUCCCCUGGACCCAGUGUGUCUAGUCGAGCUAUCACGUAUGGUCCAUUCGGUCAGCAGAGAUUAGCUAGACAACCAGCUGAUUUUAGAGAAGGAAUGGCUAAUGCCAUCAACGUGGUCAGAGAGGGGUUGGGCGAUACGGCCACAGCCAUCAUGCAAACAGCAUUGGAAGAGCACGAACACAAGGGCGUGUCCGGAGCAGUUGGGGGCAUCCUGCGACAGAUACCCCCCUCGGUCAUACGCCCCCUCAUCCUGGCAACAGAAGCAACGUCCAGCGUCCUGGGCGGGGUCAGGAAUCAGAUGUUACCUGAUGCUCGGAAGGAGGAUGCAGAGAAGUGGAGGUCAAAGGCAAAGUGAUAUACAGUAUCUUGGGCCUGUUUCAUGAAGAAUUACAAUUAUUAAAACUUUUUAUUCAUGGUAAGUGCUACGGUAACAGGUCUCGGCCGCCAAUCAGUAUCUAAGGAUGCAUAGAAGUGAAGGCCAAAGGCAAAAUGAAUCCUGUAGGACCUGUUAUCAUCAAGAACUUACAAUUAAUGUUCCUUUUCAUUAAAGGUAAAUCCUAUGGCAAUGUGGACUCAGCAGCCAAUUGAAACCAACGGAUGCAUAGAAGUGGAGGUUAAAGGCAAAGUGUUUUGUCUUUGGCCUGUUUCAAGAAUAAUUACAAUUAUUCAUGGUAAGUCCUAUGGUAACAGGGCUCAGCAGCCAAUCAAAAUCAGAGGGUGCUGAGAAAUGGAGGUCAAAGGAAAAGUGAUUUAUUUUGGACCUGUUUCAUGAUGAACUCAACAAUUAUUGCAACAUUUCAUCAAGUCCUAUGAUAACAGGGCUCAGCAGCCAAUCAAUACCAAGGCUAAGUGAAUCCUCCAGGGCCUGUUUUCAUGAAUAACUUACAAUUAAUGCUUAUAUUCAUUAAUGAGAGGUGGAAAUGAACUACAAUCUUGAUAAGUCAAAGUGUAACAGGGCUUAACAGCCAAUUAAAAUCACGGUUUCAAUCAAAAUUCAGGCUUUGUGAGAUAUUCUAGUCUGGACUUGGUGUCAUGGUUCAUACGGGUCAGGACAGGGCAUUCAUGGAAAAUCAAAAAAGAUGAUGAUAUUUGAAAAUACUUUUCAUAUGUCAUUGCUAACAUUAGGGCUACUUAUAUACCUUAUUUCAAUUUAUGUAUAAUUUAUUUGAAGACUUUAGAAGCAAGUGACUAUAUCAUUUCGGGGUACAUACCUCCCUGAUUAAUGCAAUUGAUAUUUAAAGUACAUGUAUAUUUAUCAAGCAACUAAGGAUGUAACAACUCAAAGUUAGAGAUAAAAACAAGCACUGAAGUGUUGUAUUGAUGCAUUGUAAUUUUUGUGUGAAAUGUAACAAUUGCCUCAGUCCCACUAGCACAGCUGACCCCAGACAGACCAAAUCUAUUACAUUAUUUCCAAUGACAUACCAUUGAUUGGUUUGGGGUCGGUUUUGUAGGUGUGACUGUAGCGUACCAUGUAUGUUGAUUGGAGCUGAAUUUCUUGAGCAAUCUGUGAUAUCUUGAGUCUGAUUUUGACGUGCCAUUUGAGAAGCGCUUCCAGCCCAUCCAGUUUGCUGUGCCUUUAGCCAAAGAUUUUUUUUCCCCGCUUUGUGACCAUUGAGACUCAUUUUUCAUUCAUUUUUUAGCUUGAAUAUGUCAUCUGUACAUGACGGAGAUAGGCAUUUUGUUGCCAUACAGCUAUUCAUUCUUUGUUCCUUUCCACUCUUUAAUGUGAAAAUAUUUUCAUCAUCUUUUGUAUGAGGUAUCAUUUUUUUCUUCAUUUUGGGGUUAAGCUAAAUCACAAUGUGAUUUCAUGCAAGCCACUGUCUCGUCACUUAGGUGUGCCAGAGAAGCAUUUCAUGUAAGGACUUGUUGGAUGUUUUAUUUGACAAGUAGUUUUGUGUAUUUUGUUGGAACACAGAUAAAAACAAAAUCAACUAAAAGCAUACUUUGUGAUCAGAAAAAUCCCUGUAAAUUAUAACUUGUUUCCGACCCCAAGAAGCCAAUAAUUGUCUUGCACACUCAUACCUUCCCAAAGUAGAUCAUUAAAUAUACCUGAUCUUUAGAAAAAGGAAAAAAAUUUAGAUACUUUUCUUGAUGUGGAGGUGUGAUAGUACCUCAUACAUUCUUCUAUUUAUUAGCUACUGUUGCACAUAUUUGUGUCUCUGAUCAUGGAAGUGCAUUAUUAUUGUUCAGUGAUUUUAUUGCAGUUAAUGCAAAUAUUUCUUAGAAACUUUUACUUACGGAUGUUAGCAUUGAUUCAAAUCGUCAAUGUUUAAUAUUUUAAUGAAUUGAAAUAUUUUUCCUUCAAUAUUUUCAUUCUGUUGUUUUAAGUUUGUUUGUAAUAUAAUGUGCCAUAUUGCAUUUGUUUCAAUUUUUGGUCUCAAACCUGCCCAACUAAAAAAUAUGCUAUAUCAAUGGCUUUAUUAUUAAACUAUUGUAACAUAUUUUGGAAAAUAAUAUACUUAUUAGGUGUUGGCAUCAACUUCGCAGAGUGUUCAAGUUGCAUAUUGUCAUUACAUUGUGUUGAUGUAACACCAGCCCGGAAUCUAUAUAUGUCCACACCAGAGAAGUGUUAAACAACACCAGCUUCGUUUUGGUGUAACACCAGAAAGGUGUUUAUACAACACCAAUUAGUAUUAAAACAGCAUCGGUUUGGUUCCAAACUGGUGUUGUUUCAAUACUUCUCUGGUGUGGACAUAUAUAGAUUCCGGGCUGGUGUUAAAUCAACACCGGAGUUUUUGCAGUGUAUUACCCAGGCUUUAGCCCAAUUGCUGUCCCGAUGUGAAAGCAAUUAUGUUGAGAUUCAGUGUGCAAGCCACUCAUGACUUUAAUUUGUGUCAGUCUGAACAAACCAGGCCAGUGUACACUGGAGUUAAUGAAAUAUGGUCAUAAAAAUGCUGAGAUGAAGGGAAAAAAUAUGACAUCACACUUUAGUACUCUGCAAGAUGUUUAUUGAAAUGCAACCUGUUAUCAUCUUUUCAUGAUAUCAUUUAUUUUGGUUACGAUAUUUUCCUUUUUCUUUGAAAAAUAUAUGUGUAUUCAUUUAUGUAUUUUUUGUAUUUCGAGAAUAAGAUAAGCUGUAGUUUUGUAUUAAUGCAUCGCUGAAAUCUUGAAAUCAGAGAAAGAAAAGAGAGAUAACUUUGUAACUUGCAAUCUUUCCCCAGACCUAUAUCUUCAGUGGGCUGUUUGACAGGUUUGAAUACAGCUCAGAAAAAGGUGUAUUUUAGAAAUAUGGCAAUAAUGGCAACCUAAUAUUGUCUGAAAACAGUCUACUAAUUCAUGUAGAGAUCUCUUAUUUAGCAAAGAAUGUUGCAACUUAUGUCAUAAGUCUAAAAUACAACUUUUUUGAGAUGCGAAGUUCAACUGCCCACCCUCAAAGUGUCCACAAUAAUAUGGCUAGCUGAUCCAUACAAUUAUGACCCUGGAAUGUACUCAGAUAAUGCUUAUUGAAAAAUUAAGUGAUUGCAUACAUGUUGUUGGUGCUUCACAAGUGAUGGAAAUCUUGUUUUUUAAUACAAAACGUUAAUAAACUGUAUUUAAACCCUGUUAAACACUUAUUUUUUCAGCAUGUACAUGUAAUUGUUUAUAAAACUGUUAAGACUGUUUAAAGAAAAUCUUCUUUUUAUCACUUUCAUGUGUUCUUUCAUUGCUAUCAAAAGUAUGCAAAGUUAACAUUUGAAGAUUAAAAAAAAAAAGAAUUAUAUAUUUUCAGCUGCCAAUUGACUUGUGUGAUGACUACAAAAGUAUUUAUACAGUAUCUAUGUUUUCAGAGUACUGCUAUAAUAGCAUUUUGUAUGUCAUUUUAAUUUGUAAAUUGUAUAUGUUUAUCCUGCUUGCCAUGUAUACAUAAUGUGUGAUAUUAAUGAUAUGAAAGGAAUAUAUCAUAAGUUAAUGUUAUAAUGAGAGAUUUUGAGGAAGGCUUUGUCAAUUGACAAAGUGGAAGAAAAUAGAGAUAUAAACAAUUUAUAUUGUUAUAGAUACUGGAUGAUUGAAUUAUGAAGUGGAAGUGUUUCACAAAUCAAUUUGUCUGAUUUUUUCACUGACAACUGUUUUAAGCUACUGAAAUACUUGUAUCAGAUUGGCUGAGGACAAAUUUGUUAUUAAAAAUUACUGAUGACAUACUUCAUGCAAGCGCAGAUUAAAGUACAUGGAAGUUAUCCUGAAUAUAUUACUGCUAGAUUUAGAAAUUGGACACAGUGAAGUCUUGUACAAUUUUUUUUUUUAAUAUAGCUAAUUAUUUUAUUUAAACACAUAUAUUUAGUUAUUACAUAUACAUGUAUGUAAUGUAAAGUGCAUGGGUAGUAAGUGACUCUUUGUCUUAUUGAAAAUACAUGUGGCAAGUCAUCCAGAAAUAAACAUGUAAUAUCGUGAAAAUAUUGAGUUGCCCGUGUUAUUUUUUUUUUCAAUCUGAGUCUGGUAAUUAUUUUCAUGAUUUACCAAAAAGAAAAACAAACAUUCAUAUAUUGACAUAAAUAUUGAAAAUGCAUUACUUAUAUUACUUAUAUCAAAUUAUAACAAGUAUCCUUCAUUGAUUUGUGAUGUUGAUCAAAUUAGUGUUUUUGCAUUUGCCAACAGCUUGUUUUUUGUAAAAGAAAUUUUAUAAUUUCAUUUUGAUCCAAAAAUUGAUCAAAUGGAUGAAAUGUGUAACAUAACAUUGCUAGUAACAUGGUAUUGGUAUUUUUUAGAAAAGUACCUGGUAAUAUGGCCAUUGUUAAAUUGAGGUAAUAUGAGGAAGCACAAAGUUUUGCCAAUGAACUAAAAUUAAUUUCACACAUUUGCUGUUAAAAUCAAUCUCAAGCAAUAUGUAUGUAAAACAUCACAUCAUAAAACUUACUAUACUGAGAAUAGAUUUAUGUUAUAUGUAUCAUUGAGAUGGAACUUAAAAGUACUGUUUAAAGGGGAACUCGAGCACCAAAAUAAAUUAGGAAAUGAGUUGUA
Messenger RNA from Lytechinus pictus (painted urchin), 11138 nucleotides. RefSeq names its product autophagy-related protein 2 homolog B-like. Gene Ontology annotation, cellular component: phagophore assembly site. The record is from RefSeq and is a predicted model, not a curated record. NCBI's taxonomy places the organism in Eukaryota, Metazoa, Echinodermata, Echinoidea, Temnopleuroida, Toxopneustidae. Gene Ontology annotation, molecular function: phosphatidylinositol-3-phosphate binding. The transcript is spliced from 44 exons. Gene Ontology annotation, biological process: autophagosome assembly; autophagy of mitochondrion; piecemeal microautophagy of the nucleus. The coding region runs from base 1 to 6558 and encodes 2185 amino acids.